Messenger RNA from Pieris brassicae (large cabbage white), 6521 nucleotides. RefSeq lists its product as uncharacterized. The transcript has 28 exons. Gene Ontology annotation, molecular function: metalloaminopeptidase activity; peptide binding; zinc ion binding. The record is from RefSeq and is a predicted model, not a curated record. Gene Ontology annotation, cellular component: cytoplasm. NCBI's taxonomy places the organism in Eukaryota, Metazoa, Arthropoda, Insecta, Lepidoptera, Pieridae. The coding region runs from base 145 to 3366 and encodes 1073 amino acids. Gene Ontology annotation, biological process: proteolysis; peptide catabolic process.
ACUCUGAUCCCGUAGUGAGGAAAAUCGAUUUCAGACCGCGACUGAGUUCCGACGUGUUCACUUGCAAAUAUUGUUGUGAUAAUUGUUUGUGUCGUGUUAUAUCAAUUCGAUAAAUGGUGUUCUUCGGUAUGCGGUUGACGUGAGAUGGACGGUAUUCAAAUGGAGCCAAUUGGAAAAUAUAAGUCAGAUAGAAACGGCUCAGCUAAAGCAGCUGCCUGGAGAAACAUGGUUGAUCAAGAUCUGGACGAUGUGGCGUUUUUGGCAGAUACAGAUAAAGCCCGCGAGGCCAGGGAACUUGGUGACACGCCGGUGGCUGUAUGCUCACAGCGCAGGGCGUUAUGUCUCGCUGGUCUGGUCUUCUCGGCAAUGUUUGUGAUUGCACUACUUGUGGUUUAUGCUACACCACAACCGGAUUGCCCUUGUACGACUGAAAACAUUCUUGUUCCCGGACAAGUGCCAACAGAAUCUGAUGAGAACUCCACGAUUAUUAAUAAAGAGCGCAUAGCAACAAAUGGAAUGGUAUUUCCAUGGCGUGGGGCGAGGUUGCCGACUUCUGUCAUACCCAAACAUUACAGUCUGUGGCUUCAUCCCAACCUUACCACUGGCGAAAUGAAGGGUGAAGUCUCAAUAGAUUUCAAGGUAGAUCGGGAUACAAUGUUCGUGGUGCUUAAUCUUCACGACAUGAAUGUAACAGAGAGGGCGCUCUUCAAAGGCGGGACUAUUGGGCCUAAAAUCGUCAAGGCUUUGGACUUUCCUCCAGCUGAGCAAACAUAUAUUGAGUUUAAGGAAAAACUCCGCCGCAAGUAUAACUACACGCUAAGCCUUCGAUUUGUCACGAAGUUGGAUAGAAGUGACAAGUUGCGAGGUUUCUUUUUAACAGGCUCGCAUAGACAUCGCUGUGCAAUAUCUCGUCUUUGGUUGACACACGCCCGUUCAGUCUUCCCGUGCUUCGACGAGCCAUAUCUUCGGGCCACAUUCAAGCUGACAAUUGUCAGAGAUCGAUUCCACGUGUCGCUGACCAAUAUGCCAAUCGUCGCAACAGAAGAGGCUGGAUUUUAUCUAGGACAUAGACUUCUACAAGACGUAUUUGCCACCACCCCACCGAUGUCGCCGCAUAUGAUAUCACUAACUGUAUGCCGAUUGCAACGCCGUUCUGCACCUCUUCUAGAAGCAACGAGUGUACCGGAAGAUUUAGAAGAACCACCACCUGAAAUUAGUUUGUACAGUGACCGACAGGUUAUUUUGGACGAAUCUGGGCCGCUCUUAGAAUGGAUACAAAGGACUAUUCAUUUAUACUCAUACGAAUUGAAUACCUCGUAUCCGCUGCCUAAAUUUGACAUAGUCGUGGUCGAGACCAACAGUCUGUAUUCUGAAGGUUGGGGGCUCAUAACGCUAUCUCCAGCGACCCUCACUGACACAAAGGUCAUCGCCAGAUUAUUGGCUCAGCAGUGGUUCGGUGGUCUUGUCUCCCCACGAUGGUGGAGUUCCCAAUGGCUCAUGGAGGCGCUGACCUCAGUCCUCGGAGAGAAGGCACCGGCAUUUGGUGCUGUCACUGAAAGGCAGGAGGAUGCUCUAUUGCUGGACCAUGUGUUGCCAGCUUUAACGCUUGACUCCAGUACGUCAGUACGAGCUGUUGCUUCACCGAGACUCGAACGGGCUGACAUAGAAUCAACGACUGAUGAUCUAUCGUUACACAAGGGUGCUGCAAUAGUAAGCAUGGCGAUAGAAGCGGCCGGCGUGUCAGCUGGACGAGCUGCACUGGCUCGUUUACUGCGAGAUCACCGCACUGCUAGCGCUGAUGCUCGUGACCUUUGGCGCGCACUACAACAAGAGGGCGGCGGGGAGUCCCCAGAAAACGCGUGGGAUGGAUGGUGCGAACGCGCAGGAUAUCCGCUAGUCAGCGCUACUGCCGCUUCCAAUGACGUCAUUAUUCGCCAGGAGAGGUUCGUGAUGUCAGCAGACCCACCGAACCCUGAUCCACCAUUCAGAAACCACCUCCUCACCUUCCACCUACGAGCGGAACUGGAUGAACUUUUCUAUGAACCUGAAAACUUCACAGAAGCAAUAGAAGAAGACGUAAACGCAACCACAACGACAUCGACGACAACCAAACGACCCACGACCGUCAAAACAACCAAACCACCCCCAGGACCCAAAUGGAUAAUCCCACUUACCUUCAGCGUGGGACCAAUAAUGGAAGAAGAGCCGAAAUUGUGGAAAAACGGGACAGACUUGCAGAACGGGACAUGGUACGACAUUAUAAACGAGACGAAAACCAUAUCAAAAUGGUCGGAAAAUGUCACUUAUUUAGUAUGGAUGAAUGAUACUGAAAUGGUAAUCCCCGAUUUGGGAAAACACAAAUGGGUGAGAUACAACGUGGGAGCGAGAGGGCUGUAUCGUGUUGCCCCUCAGGACCAACCCGGAGAGUCAGCUGAGACCUCGGCCACCCGCGCUGCGAUAUUAUUCGACUCUGGUGCAGCCUCAGAGCGAGCUUUACUUCUUGACGAUGCCUUCGUCUUGAGUCGAGCGCGACGUUUGCCAGCUAGCAGAGCUAUCGCUGCCGCAGCUCGUCUUCGCAUAGAACACCACUGGGCCGUAUGGCAAGUUGUGAUGAAGCACCUCUCCCAGUGGCGAGAGCUACUCCAGGUAUCAGCAUCUGCACCAUACCUCCACGAGCUGCUCAGUACAUUGCCUCAAGAGAUUACAUUAUACAGUAACAAGGAAAUUGAUGAAGGACGUUUAAGUGAAGAUCAGCUAUGGCUUAGUGGCGCUCUUCUAACAGCGGGUGUCGAAUGGGGCAAUGACAACGUGUCGAAUCAGGCUUUAGAAUUGUUCGAUGCUUGGAUUAAUAGCAAUGAGAGUAUACCGGAGAUAUAUCAAGAGGCAGCGUUCACAGCAGGUGUUCGCAGAAUGGGUGAAGUUGCGUGGCGUGCCUGCUGGAAAGCGUUGGUGUCUUCAUAUUCAGCUCCACGGCCCUUAUAUUCCCACCGUGCGUUGCUCGCAGCAUUAGCAUCACCCACUGAUGACUGGCUUUUAUACAGAUUCGCGUACACGGUGAUGUCGAGUGAAGCGCAACGUGGCAGGGAGUGGAAUACUUGGGCAACUGCAUUAUGCGCUGGACUUUGUCGAUGGCGCGGAGCGGCAGGAGUUUGGCGCGUAUUAAACAAUUCACCACUGCCACCCUCCGCCUUACACGCGGCUGCAAGAUGUCUUUAUGAACCGGCUGAUUAUUUUAGAUUCAAAGAUCUGUUUGGUGAUCAGCACGGCGCAAGCGCGGCAUUAGACACGAUCGCCCUAAACUCUGCGUGGGUCGCAAAGGCUGAUAGCGAUCUACUAAGAUACUUCCAGGCAAUGCAAAAAACUUAGAUAUCCUCUUACAUAUGAUUUAUUUACGUUACUAACUGACUCCAAAUCAGUACGCUCACACUGUAACUUCGAUUCCGAUUCAAAAAUUGAUUCCAGGUUCAUCAUUACAUUGAUGUAAUACUAUUUUUUUAAUGAUUAUGCGAUUGGGAAAAAACAAUCUUCACGAGGUUUAAGAGAAUUCUCUCUAAAGUUAUGUACACAAUAAAUAUAUAAAUAUGAACGUAAUAAACGAUGCGCCAACAAUGACACUUAACAACGUUUGUACUUGUAACGAAGUGGUAGGACCCAAAGCGGUGAUUUCUACAUCUUAUCUAUUUCUCGUAUUACAAUUUUAUCGAGUUAAUAAGGUAUUUAAUUUUAAAUAUACAGUAUUUAUACUGUUAUCAAUACAUAGAAAUAUUAAUAAUUACAAAUUGAUAAAUAGAAAAUUAAAACAAAUUUUAAAAAGUUUGGUCCCUGUGGCAGUGUCGAUGGCAACAUUGCAUGGCAGAAAAACACCAGCUCUGGCCACUACCAGGUGCCAGUACAAUUAACAUUUCAAAUGAAAGAUUUCAAAAGAAAGCCCACGCCAAAGGAGUGGGGGGGGGCUAGUGCCUCUUCUUUACUUAAAUAUCCUUUUUAUCGUGUAUAAUAAAGUUGAUUUUUAUUUGUUACAAUUAAUUUACUAUUUGUUUAGUUUAUGCUGUCAAUAAGUUCUAUUUUGAUUUUAAAAUUGGAUGCUAAUGUCAUUCGAACUCGAUUUCAUAUCCAUACAGUUAUCAUAACUGAUGCCGUAAAGCAGUGUUUCGCGACGUGGGUCUCACGCCCCACAGGGGGUCAAUUUGAUUGUUACAAUCGUAAUCGGCCGGAUAUAACACAACGUGGAGAAACCUGAAGCAAACCUAAGCUCUGUGCAGCAAGCAUCAAGCGCAAGAAUCUCACUAAAUUAAAAUGAUAAAUUAAUUUAGAAAAAUCUUGUAAUGUACUUUUGUUACGUUAACAGUUUUAUAGGGAGUUCUUCAUAAAACUUAUCAUCAAGAUUCUUAAGUGAACUAUUAAAAUAUUAAAAAAGUGUAGAUGCGAUAUAAUACUCUUAGAAAAGCUAAAGGUUAGGGUACAAAAUCGGUUGGGAAAAAGUGCCGUAAAGAUAUGAUUAAAGUAUUGGCGCGUGAGCAGGACGAAACUAUAGUGGAUUGCGUUCGUUUGGUUGGUCAACAGUAUUUUCUAGUCCAAAACACGCGUACGAUCGCAUUUUGUUUUCUGUCUGUAAUUUUAUCACUUUAAUUAGUACAAUGAAUUUUUAAAUUGAUAUGAUGCUAAACUAACCUUGACUUAUGAGCUGUAUGUCUGUGUAUUUAGUAAUUUUAUGCUUAAAAUUAGUUCCUUUGCAAUGAUAAAUCACUAAGUUAUUCACGCACACAAUAAAUGUUUAUGUAGCUACCGCCGGUUUCCUAUAUUCAACUAACGAUUAACUAAACGUUUUACGUCACCCAUGGCUUUUAUUAAAUUAAAGCAUAAUAUAUGCCAUAAAUCACGUUGUAUGUGACGGCUAUUUAUCUUGCUGAUCUAUAGAUAUAAACCCCGACAAAUGCAUAUAAAAAUUCCAAAUUAAAAAGUACAACACGUAAACAACUCCGUUAGUUGAAUAUAUAAACUGAGCAAUGUUGUUUAUGUAAAACUUGGCCAAAAUAGACCAUGUUUAUGUGUAUAGAUUAAGCUAUUGACACUGAUUCGUGUAUAAUUACGAGAUGUAUAUUACUACGUUUCGUAGGGAUAUAGGAAUCAAUAAGUUUGGUAUAUUCACGCCUGUGUCUUCUAGGUGUUUUGCGAGUACCAAACUUAGAAACAAAACUUCUUAACAGUGUAUAACAAAAACCUGGUAUCUUAUACGAUUUAAAAAAAUAGGCGAACGAGGAUAGGGUACAGUCAUUUUUGUGUUUGUGUUGCCGAUCUGUGAUGGUGUAACUCUUACAGUAUACACUUCUAUAAGACUGCAAUCUAUUUAGUUUUCCGGAGCGCGAUUAGGAACCAUAUUCUUUUUUCUCUGAUUUUUCUCAUUGCAUUGUUCAGAUAUAAUUUUCAUUUUUUUACAUUUAACGUAAUAUCAUCAAAACAUGACAAUUAGAUCUGAAUUUGAUAAUUAUAAUACUGAAAUUAUAAUAAAAAACACUUAAAACUACUUCCGGUAAAAUAUUUUAUGUUUAUUUUCAGUUAAAUAUUAUAUUAUUAUAAGUUAAGCAUUAAUGUGACAAAGUUUCAACGCAAGCAAUUUGCAUGAUUUGUUACAGGUAAAAUUCGUAACUGGGUUUUUGUUAUACUCUGUUACAAACUAUAUUUUUUUAGAAUAGGACUAUAACGUAACUUUUAGAUAAAUUUUUGUAGACGAAAUCCGACCAUUUAAACAUUGUAUUCGACUGUACAAAAUCGUAGUGUUCACUUAGUUAAUACCGGAUUCUUAUAACUUACCGGUGGUCAAAAAUGUGUCCGUAAGUUGUCUGAAUCGUCCAUUAUUGUUCAUAUCAAAAUGAUUUUUAAGCAUUUCGUAUUAUAUGCAACAAAAACUACAUCUAAGUAAUACAAUUUUAAAUUAAAAAGUUAUUACAUAAAUCAAACUAUUGUAAUAAUCAGACAUCAUUAAAUUCUUAUUCAAAUAAGAAUUCUCAUCGAAGACAGGUGUUGCUUGCGUCAGCUAUUUAUGGAGCGUCGAUGUUUCAAUUGGUCAAACAAAGAUGUUUUAAUGGACAAUAUUGUCGUGAUGUGUAUGUUUCGGCUUUAGCAUAUAAUUUUAUUAUUUAAAUGAGUUUGACUUCCUGGUGGAUAGAAAAACGACGUCCUGUGUCAGUCCAGUUUCCACCAAACUGUUAAUUAUUUUAUUUUAUUUCAUAUUACGUAUACAAUAAAUAAAAUAAAUGACACAGUUACGAAAUGAAUAAAUAGGACGUAAAUUCUCAUAGUAAAUCUCUAUUGCUUAGAUGUAGUUUAGAGUUCUACAUCAAGACAAUUAAAAUCUGUAAACAUUUAGCGUAUCAUUAAAAUGUCCAAGAUCACAGACAAACUUUUGGUUAAAUGACUUUACGGGUUUUAAAAGUUAGGACGAAGUUUUAGAAUCAUCUUGUACUGUAGAUCUAUUAUUGUAAAAAUAAUUUUUUAUCUGCUUUUGUAAUAAACUUUCCUAA